UCGGUGUAAUAACGCGUGUACAGUACGGGUAACGCGCGAUAUUUUAUUUAUUUUCAACUUUCUUAAGUAACUGUGAAUGUUUCUGGUCCUGGCAUUUUUGUGCGUUAGCUUAAACAAGCGUUUUCCCGCGAGACCAGCUUGAGAACGUGUUUUCUGUAUUCUUAUCAUUGAAAAUGAGAGCUAGAUGACGUCCAGUGACAUUAUAGAGGCAAUUUUUGUGAAUGUUCAGUGACAUCCAAAAUUUCUUUUUUGGAUUCACUGUUGAAGCUCUAUACACCUGACAGAGGAAAAAAUGCCUUCGAUUUGUGGAGAUGUCGUCGAAGUGCCUGUCUCUGUCGUGCAAGCUGGAGUCCCUGAUGGUAUCUCCAGCACCGACAGUGUCGGCACACACAGCGACGUCUCUGGUCACACAACCAUUUCUGGAAGACCCAGGAUGGACGUCGUUUGUGUCUUAGAUCUACAGCAGCCUGAACAUCUUGUUCAACGUAAAAGAGCACUUGAGGAAGUGAGGCAAGCCUGUAGCUUGGUGAACGCCAACAUGCACCACAUACAGUUUGAGAAAUUGGAUUUUGGCGAAACAAAUGUGCUGGACACAUUUUACAAUGCGGAUGUUGCCGUUGUUGAUCUGAGCAUUCAACUUCAACAGUCUUCGUUGUUCUAUCAUUUGGGAGUGAGAGAGAGUUUUGGAAUGAGAGAAAAUAUCCUGUUGUACAAUGACAUGGACACAGAAGCUACAAUUAGACUUAAGUUAUCGUGCGGCAACUAUACAUUUGUUUCUUACCGUGUUGUGGAAUGUGGUUCCUGCGUUUCAACAAGUCCAGCAGCUAGCAGAGCAACGGGAGAAGAAGUGAUAGAUCCAAAGCAGCACCUCACGCUCAAGCUCAAGAAACUCUUUCAGGAUGUCGAAGUACAAUCGAAAGCACAUAUGAAGGAAAAGUUCCUAGCGGAUUUGCGCAAGGCGCGCGAGACCUACUCUGGGGAAGAGCUCUCCAGAGCUUUAAACAACAUGAGAAAACGUUUGGAUGAUCCGAAUGUUUUGUCAGGUGAAGUUGUGCUCAACGUUCUAAUCUCUUUUCGCGAGAUACAGGAUUAUGAUGCAAUGGUUCAGCUUGUCGAUGAUCUACGAACAGUACCGAAUCACAAAAACUAUAUAAGUACUCCAGCUAUUUGUUACUUGUAUGCGUUUGCCUUGAAUCGGCGUAAUAAGGAAGGUGAUCGUGAAACGGCAUUAAGAGUCAUUGAAAAAGCUUUGGAGAAAAAGGAAAAUCAUGUACCGGAUAUGCUGUGCCUCUGUGGAAGGAUCAACAAGGAUAAAUUUGUGGAGAGUAGGCAUACGGAUCAAGAGAGUCUGAAGAAUGCUAUUCAUUGGUACAGAAAGGGUUUUGAGGUUCAACCGAAUGAAUAUGCCGGCAUAAAUCUUGCGACGCUCUUAGUGAUAGCAGGAAAUGAAUUUUCAAAGAGUGAAGAACUUCAACAUAUCGGAAUGGUGCUAAAUAAUUUAAUUGGAAAAAAGGGCAGUCUUUCCAGUUUGAAGGAAUACUGGGACGUGGCAACAUUUUUUGAAAUCAGUGUCCUGGCCGAGGAUUAUUCGAAAGCUAUACAAGCGGCGGAGUGUAUGUUUAAAUUGAAACCACCGAACUGGUACCUGAAGUCAACGAUAGGCAACAUAACACUGAUCGACAGAUUUCGUAAAAAGAAUGAAGAGGCUGAAGUGUCGUCAGAAGAACAAGUUUUCAGUUUUUGGAUGGAUUACUUCGUCGAGGCUACAAAGUCGGAAGUUGGAGACAGUAUACGGUUUCCCCUUUUGGUUUUGGAGCCAACUAAAAUUUUAAUGCCAAGUUAUGUAAACGUGAAUCUGGGAGCUGAAGAAAAGUCUAUUCAAAUUUGGAACUUGUGUCUAGACAAUAUGAAGAAUAAUUGCAAGCAAGUUCACGACUGGCUCUUCACGGCUAACAUGAUUCGCAGUGUGAGUUUGUACAAAAGGGACGAGCGAUGUUUGUUCUUGUACGUGCAUCAAAAUUCUGAUGAUUUUCAAAUGUACCUGCCGUCUGUACAAUGCAGACAAAGAUUUUAUGACUUGGUCCUGGAGAUGACCCGGGAUCAGGAAGGAAUGGUCACUGACUUGGAUGCGUACAUGACCGACGAGCGUAUGAAGUUCGAGUACGAAUUAGAUGAUCAGAACAAACGUAUAAUACUUGGUAAAGGCACAUACGGUAUCGUAUUUGCUGCCCGAGAUCUGAAUACACAAGUGAGGAUAGCCGUGAAGGAGAUUCGCGAGAGAAAUCUGGGCGACGUGCAGCCUCUGCACGAGGAAAUCAAAUUGCACAGUCAGUUGAGGCAUAGAAAUAUUGUGCAGUAUUUAGGCUCCGUGAGCGAGGAUGGUUACUUCAAAAUUUUCAUGGAACAAGUUCCUGGAGGCAGUUUAUCAGCUUUGUUAAGAUCGAAAUGGGGUCCGUUGAAGGAAAAUGAAUCUACAAUAUCAUACUACACGAAACAAAUUCUGGAAGGCCUGAAAUAUCUCCAUGAUCAAAAAAUUGUACAUCGUGAUAUAAAAGGCGACAAUGUAUUGGUCAACACCUACAGUGGUGUCGUUAAGAUAUCAGAUUUCGGAAUGUCCAAACGAUUGGCAGGCCUUUGUCCGAGCACGGAGACCUUUACAGGAACUUUACAGUACAUGGCACCGGAAGUUAUUGAUAAAGGACAACGUGGUUACGGUGCUCCGGCAGAUAUUUGGUCUCUUGGCUGCACUAUAGUGGAAAUGGCAACUGGUAAACCUCCGUUUAUCGAAUUGGGAUCACCUCAGGCUGCUGUUUUUAAGGUCGGUUACUAUAAGAUUCAUCCCGAGAUACCGUCGGAAUUAUCCGAAAGAGCCAAGAGUUUUAUUCUUCGCUGCUUCGAACCUAACCCUGACGUUCGUGCAACGGCUGCUGAACUGCUGGAAGACCCAUUUCUUACGGAGAUUUUUUCUAGGAAAAAAAAGACGACAAGACUGGCAGCUCCUCCCGAUUUCAGCAGAAGCAUAUCUGUGCCAGCUGAGAGGUUGGAGCGCUUAGGAAAAUGUGAUAAGACGAAUAAUAACCACAUCGUGACUGCCCCAGCUAUUCAAACGUCUCAAUCGGAUGACAGCGGAGGGCUGACCAAAUCAAGCCCACUGAGGGAGCGGAGUCCAGCACAUCUUCUAUCCCCAAUCAGCAUGCCUACCGCGACAAUAUCUUUUAACAGUACGAUCGGAAGUACGCCAUCUAUAGAAACCAGUGAAACUGACACUGCUGGUGCAUCGAUGACAAGAAGAAGCUCAUCGGGUGCAUUGCUGUCGCCGGAAGUCGAAAUAACUGGUCAACCAGGACAGAAAUCGGGUGAGGAGCAAGAAGGAUUUUAUUUAUUGAAGAAAGAUAGUCAACGACGAAUGACGUUGACCAGAGUCUUGAGUCAAGACGAGGCGAAGAUUUGUGAAGUUUGGAUGAGAAGCAUACAUCAAGAUGUUGGACAGACCGUUUUGCGUAUGAGUCACUUGGAGCUAUUGAUGCGUGGUCUAAGGGAUUAUAUAUCUGAACAAAGCCAAGACGUAAUAACAACAGCCAUCCGGACGUUGAAGGAGGAACUGGAUUUCGAUUCGACCGCAAUUAAUCAUCUUCAUCUGGCAAUAUACCUAUUCCAAACAGCUGUUAACGAAGUUCUUAGAAUGCACAGUAUAAAGCCACACUGGAUGUUUGCUCUGGACAAUCUAGUCAGAAACGCUGUCCAGGCUGCCAUUACAGAAUUGUCACCUGAAUUGGGCGCAAAUUUGCUGGGACAGGAACGCGUGCAAUCCGUUGCUGAAGGAGCGGAAGAAGGCUCCACUUCCGGUGUCUCGACUGUCAACUCGGUGAAGUCCCAGAAGACAGUGGACUCUGUCGAUAACAAAUACUGGCGCGAGUAUCGCGAACAAAUGGGUGCCCUUAAGGUCGAGAACAUGAGAUUGCUACAUGAAUUGCUGGAGAGUCAGAAAUCGUAUCAGACGUUGCUGCAGCAGGCACUGGAGGAGCAGCGAGCUCAGGUCGGUGCCUUGACUCAUUUGUGCGAAACUAUCAACAGGAGAACAGCCAGACAGGAAUCGGGCUACAACUCGACUAUUUUCGAUGGAAAUGUUGUCUCCCCGCAAGAAGGCUUUGUACCCCAAAUUAGUGUCACUGAGCAUAAUUCUAGCAGUCACAAUGACAACAGACUCACGGAGUGGCUGCAAGAACUUUGGGUGGAUGAAACAUCGAUUGACAGGUUCCUUUACGAGGAGUACACCCUGGAGGAUAUUCUCUAUCACGUCACCCGGGACGAUAUUCGAAGAUUAAAUUUAAGAGGUGGCAUCGAACUCAGGAUAUGGAAGGCUAUACUUCAACACCGAAAGGACAAUGACGUAUAAAGGGAAUAUAUAUACAUGAUUUUCCCUAAAAGCUUCAAAUCGUAAUUCUUACGUGAAAUAUCAAGCAGGGUAUUAUAACCGAGCUGUAACUGACUGCCGUUAAAGUAAAAUUGUACUUUAGACGAUACAAAGCUGUACGCGCAACAAUCGUUGACCUGUAGCAGUAUGUGAUCGGUCCUAGACUGAAUCAACAUUUUUUUUUCAUUAUGAAAAGAGAAAAAGUAUGAUGCAAUUGAAUAUGGGGUCAUGUAGUUCCUAGAUAUUGAUUAAUCGUUGUAAGCUAUCGAAUUGUUAAAGACGUAGAAAAAAUUAAGCUUUCAUUCGUUAACGAAUGAACUCGGUUUUAUACAGCCGUGCUACGGAUGAAUCUUUGAUGCUGGAAUACAAAAGAAAAAUGAAAGUAACAGAAAGUAAUUAUGUUCAACUGCCGUUAAAUAUACCGUUAAUGCCUCCACAAUUUGUAUAGUAACAAAGAGUAAGGUGAAUUAUUGAAAUUUGGAAAAAAAUUCUAGGAAUUUUAAUGUUCCUAUAUUAUACAUUGUACCGUCAGUACGUUAUGGCUCUUGAGAAUCUGAAAAUUCGAGGGGACUAAUAAUUUCAUGCGACUGCUUGCGAAUUAUUUUACGACGGUGUAAAUCUUGGGGAUGUACACGUGUAUCUUGUGUGGUUUGUACAAAAAAAGAAGUUAUAAGAAAAGUGAAAUAUGAUAGAAAAAAAAAAUUGGAAAUUUUUGUAGUGCCUUAACAACGUAAACGAGCAUGGAAUUAUGCGCAAUCAAUAUACCUUUGCACUAAUCAAAUGUGUUCGUAAGAAUGCACACAUCUCGAAUAUCAAUUCACGUGUAUUGUUAGCAUCUGCGAGUUAUUCAUAAGGGAAAUGUAAUAGGAAAAGCAAAAUGAAUCCCAAGCGCACAAAAGAUAGAACUUUGUCUUCCGAAGGUAAAUAUUUUUGGAAAUAUCAACUUCAUGUUUUUCACUGUAAGUUACGUUAAAAGGCGUAUUGUAUAUACAUAUAACACAGCCUAUGGUAUUAGGUAAUCGGUAAUACCUUCAUCAUCCCCUAUAGUGUUUCCUCUCUAUACUUAUAUCAUACAGUGAGUGCGCAAAGUCAUUAUGCAAUCCGAGACUGUAAAAACUGCCGUGUUUUCAAUUUUGAGUUUCAUCCAAAAAAAAAAAAAAAAAAAAAAAAAAAAAAAAAAG
This is a messenger RNA of Cephus cinctus (wheat stem sawfly), 5595 nucleotides long. RefSeq names its product mitogen-activated protein kinase kinase kinase 15 (gene Ask1). Bases 293 to 4396 code for a protein of 1367 amino acids. Gene Ontology annotation, molecular function: protein kinase activity; ATP binding. Gene Ontology annotation, biological process: protein phosphorylation; MAPK cascade. The record is from RefSeq and is a predicted model, not a curated record. NCBI's taxonomy places the organism in Eukaryota, Metazoa, Arthropoda, Insecta, Hymenoptera, Cephidae. The transcript has 24 exons.